AUGAAGGAUAGACAUUUCUCCUCUACAUAUUACAUUCGAAAUUUAUCAAAUGGAGAGAAGCAAGAUAGGAAAUGGCUGGCAUAUUCAAAUGCUUCAAAUAAAGUAUUUUGCUUUUGGUUUAAGUUGUUUAAGGAAGAUGGGAACAAGACUCAGUUGGCUACUAAUGGAUUUAAAGAUUGGAAGAAUCUAAGUAACAAGCUUAGAAGUCAUGAAACUAGCAAUGAGCACAUUACUUGUAUGAGCAAAUGGAUUGAAUUGGAAAAAAGAUUGCAAAAGAAUGAAACAAUUGAUAAAGGUGUUCAAGAACAAAUCAAUAGGGAGAGAGAACAUUGGAAAAAUGUGUUCCUAAGGAUAAUUGUUGUUGUGAGAACUCUUGCUAAAAAUAAUUUAGCGUUUCGUGGAGACAAUGAGAAGAUUUAUCAAGAAAGAAAUGGAAAUUUUUUAAGUUUAAUUGAAAUGAUUAUUCAAUUUGAUUCGGUAAUGCAAGACCACCUUCAUCGCAUUGAAAGGAAUGAAAUUCAUUACCAUUAUCCUUGUCACAAAAUCCAAAAUGAAGUGAUACAGAUGUUAGCGGGUGAGAUCAAAAGUACAAUUGUGAAAAGAAUCAAAGAAGCGAAAUAUUUUUCAGUUAUUCUUGAUUGUACUCCAGAUGUUAGUCAUGAAGAACAAAUGUCUCUUGUAAUAAGAUGUGUGGAUGUUUCAACUAAUCAAGUACAGGUGGAAGAGUUCUUUUUAGAAUUUUUAAAGGUGGAUGACACAUUGGGAUUGGGUCUUUUUAAUGUACUUAAAGAGAGGAAAGUUUUCAAAGAUCAUGUGGAAGGUCUCACAUUGAAGCCAUUGUCACAAAUAAGGUGGGAAAGUCGCGUUGAAAGUAUUAAAGCAAUAAGAUAUCAAGCUCCACAAAUAAGAGAUGCUUUAAAUCAUUUGGCAAAUCUUGGUGAACCCCACAAUACAAAGAGUGAAGCUGAGUCUUUAGCAAAUUACGAAAUUGAGAACUUUGAAUUUUUGCUUGGCAUGAUUAUUUGGCACAAUUUAUUGUUUGCAGUUAACUCAGUUAGCAAAAUAUUUCAAAGGGAAGACAUGCAUAUUGAUGUUGCUAUAAUUCAGUUAAAAAGACUCAUUACCUUUCUUGAAAAGUAUAGAGAAACUGAAUUUUUGGAUACCAUGAUUGAGGCAAAAGAAAUUGCUACUCUAAUGGAAAUUGAUCCAGUAUUUUGUGAAAAGCGUGUCAUUUGUAGAAAAAAGCAAUUUGAUGAGAAUGUUAGUGAAGAGGUGACACCACUACUACAAAAAUAG
Molecule: messenger RNA, 1296 nt
Organism: Camellia sinensis
Lineage: Eukaryota; Viridiplantae; Streptophyta; Magnoliopsida; Ericales; Theaceae
Source: RefSeq, a predicted model, not a curated record